Molecule: messenger RNA, 3315 nt
Organism: Clonostachys byssicola
Lineage: Eukaryota; Fungi; Ascomycota; Sordariomycetes; Hypocreales; Bionectriaceae
Source: the annotation of a GenBank genome assembly
AUGCCCGGAAAGAGCUUCAUCAACGACAUCACAAACCCCGUUGAGCGGGCGCUUCGCAGCCAAUUGCUUCGCGACCCGUCUCUGGCCAUCAUUCCGUCAGAAAAAGUGCUGUACCGACGAGCCGCCUCGCAAACCGACAAAGUCGUCCUUCUCUCGGGCGGUGGCUCCGGCCAUGAGCCCGCGCACGCCGGAUAUCUUGGAGAGGGGAUGCUAGAUGUGGUCGUGGCUGGCGAGAUAUUCGCAUCGCCUUCCUCCUCCCAAAUCCUGAGAGGAAUCACAGCCGCACAGUCCACGAAAGGAACACUCUUGAUCGUCAAAAACUACACGGGCGACAAGCUGAAUUUCGGACUGGCCGCCGAGAAGGCUAAGGCAAGUGGUCAGAGCGUUGAGAUGGUGGUGGUAGGCGACGAUGUGUCAGUCGAGGGAAGCUCGCUCGUCGGACAGCGAGGUCUAGCCGGGACGGCCUUCGUUCACAAAAUCGCAGGCGCACUUGCUUCAAGAGGCGCAAACCUCACGGAGGUUGCAGCUGUGGCCCAGAAGGCCGCCUCACAGAUGGCUACCGUCGCCGCCAGCCUCGAUCGAUGUACAGUCCCAGGUCGCAGCGCCCCAGGUCUUGCUGCGGACGAACUCGAGUUUGGCAUGGGUAUUCACAAUGAGCCAGGAGUGCGUCGCUCCAAGAUCGAAUCCCUCGACAGCACGGUCCAAUCUGCCCUCAACAUGCUGUUCGCCCCCAAGGCCAACAUGUGGCAGCCAAAAUCAGGCCAGAAGGUGGCGCUGAUGCUAAACAAUCUCGGCGGUCUGAGUGUGCUGGAGCUGAGCGUCAUAUUCGAGGAGGUGGCAAAGCAAGUCGCUACUCGAGGGCUGGACGUGGUGAGGAGUGUCGUUGGUAGCUUCGUAACGAGUCUGGAUGGGCCGGGCUUCUCCAUUUCUGUCCUUGCCGUUGAUGAUGAGCUCUUGGAGCUUCUGGAUGCACCGACAACGGCAAGUGCCUGGCCGCGGUCGAUCCAAUACUGGACGCCCAGCCAGGAUGCUCAGAUCACGAGCAAGCUUCCGAGCAGUGAAGGCCGCAAGGCCGGGCUUGAAGUUUCUACCGCGCUUCUAAAGGGACUAGUAGCCUCCAUCACCAAGACGGUCACUGAGGAUGAGCCCAAGAUUACCGAGUACGAUACUUUAGCAGGCGACGGAGAUUGCGGCCAAACGCUGCUCAAUGGAGUGAAUGGUCUUGUGAAAGAAUUCAGCGGGGAUCAACAGAGCACAAUUGACAUCGGGGAUCUGUUCCGUCGCAUUGCCUCAACAGCAGAGAACUCAAUGGGAGGCACAUCCGGAGCCAUCUACGCCAUCUUCCUGAACGCAGUUGCCAAUAAUCUUGUCGCUUCAUCUGCCAGUUAUAAAGAGGUAGCACCCCUUCUCCGCGCUUCACUUCAGCUUGGUCUCGGGGAGUUGUGCAGAUACACACCGGCGCGCAUCGGUCACCGCACCUUGAUGGAUGCACUCAUUCCCUUCGUUGAUACUUUCGCUCAGAACGGCGAUUUUUCCAAAGCGGUAGAUGAGGCCAAGAAGGGCGCUGAGGGAACAAGGAGAAUGGAAGCGGCUCUUGGUAGGGCCAGCUACGUAGGAAAGGAAAGAUUUGAGGAAGAGGGCGGCAUCCCCGAUCCUGGUGCGCUGGGUGUAAUAAAAUGCAACCAUCCUGACACUCUACGGCAGCUGCCAGUGGCCAUACGGGAGCGCAUCUACCUUCAUGCUGGCCUCAUCACCGGUCAGCGCCUCAUCUACGGCGACCCGCUUGAGGACGACGACACGCUUCUAUUGAUGCGCAUCUGCCACCAAAUUCGCAACGAGGUUGAGGCAUUGAUCUCAAAGCACAACGCCUGGGCCUUCACAGUAUCUAUUGAGGAGAGUCUUCUUGAGCUCCGGGCAUGGACGCCAGAGGCGUGCGCCAGACUCCGCGACGUGUAUAUCAACGUGAGGGACUCGGAUUAUUUGCCUCUUACGUGGAGCCUCAUUCGGACCUGGCAAGGUGCCGCGAAGCACCUGCUAGAACAUGCCAAGCCAGGUCAGCUCAGGCUUCAUGUUAUAUGCCACGUGGGUGAAGAUGUGGCCAGGGCUAGAGCUGUUGUCAAACCGUUUGAGCAGUUCCCAGGUCGUCUUAGAGAGCUGGAGCUCUGCCUAUCCAACUAUGCUUCCCCUGACCUUCUGAAACUAGCUCGCGAGACAGUGGUCUGGGCUCAAGUACCUGAUGAGGAGGAGGCUCAUCGUGCUAAUCAUUCUUUCCCGUUUUUCAACCUUCCUCAGGAGAUUCGUCACCACAUUUUUCAGUACACGGGCCUCGUUCUGCCUCACCGGAAUGUUCUCUGGUUGCCGGACGGCAAUGGGUUCCGCCGCCAAUACAUAUGGUGCGAGUGUGAUGGGACUGUGUGCCGCGAGAGGGACCUCCAUUAUAACCGAAGGUUCUACCGAUGUGAAGUAGAGGAAGUCUUUUGCGCAAAGGGUAACAGUAGCUUUUCGACAAGCUGUAGGCAUGAGGCCGCGCUGUCUCUGUUGCUAGCGAGCCGGGCCCUUUACCAAGAGGCCAUCGCCUUCUUCUACGCGAGCAAUAAGAUCACCAUCGCCGCUCGCGACCACCCCGAACUGGCGGUAUCCAUGUGGGACCCUACUAACAUCCCACCUCCUCGCGUAGAUGACUGGAAUGUUCCGGACUGGGAGCGUGAGGAGUCAGACUCGGCGGAGCAGAUCUUGCACGAUCCUACAAGACUUUUCAUUGAGCAUGUCGGCACCGCUGCUCUGCGCCAUCUCCGCAAUAUUGAGAUCGUGCUCCCAAUGACAACUUCAAACUCUAGCCUCGAUGACACGUUAUCCAUAUAUACCGAAUGGCUUGAGGCAGUUGGCCUUCUCGCCGAGCAUUGCAACGUGACGGCCUUGACCAUUUCGAUACAUGUCUUCACCAUGCGCGGGUACUUCCGUCAGCCGCUAUCGUUCACCGAAGACACCCGCCGGACGCAGAGCCUCCGCAUGCUUGCCCCUCUGAAGAGGCUGUCAGGUCUUGGUCGGCUAUUCGUUCUACUCGAGUGGCCUCGUCACUGGUCAUCCUUGAGCCCAAGGCUUGACAUGGAAUCGUCCGGUAUGCCCAAGAAGCCUAGUCCAGGGUGCGGUAUCGGCGAGCAUCGCAUACCGCCCUCGGAGCCCAUUCUCAUGCAAGAGGAGACACAGCUGGAAAGACAGAUUAUGGGCGAACAGUAUGAUAGCUUUGCAGUAGGCAAACGAGAACUUCUCCCCAGCCCGUGGCUUCGUCGCGAUUGGGACUAUACUGUGGGUUAA